This is a messenger RNA of Cladophialophora immunda, 1215 nucleotides long. RefSeq lists its product as uncharacterized. Gene Ontology annotation, molecular function: iron ion binding; 2 iron, 2 sulfur cluster binding. The record is from RefSeq and is a predicted model, not a curated record. The transcript has 4 exons. The coding region runs from base 1 to 1215 and encodes 404 amino acids. Lineage: Eukaryota; Fungi; Ascomycota; Eurotiomycetes; Chaetothyriales; Herpotrichiellaceae.
AUGAAUGGCACGACUAAUGGUGUGGGCACACAUGGCCCGGUUAGCAACACCCUCCCGGCGUCCUGGUACCGCGAGGAAGGAAUGUACGAAUUGGAAAAACGUGCCAUCUUCUCCAAACAAUGGCUCUGUGUCUCCCAUUCUCUGAGAUUCCAAGAAAUCGGGGAGUUUGUGAAUUUUGAGAUCGCUGGCUACAAAUUCUUCGUCAUUCGCGACCGACAGAAUGAACUGAAGGCUUUCUUGAAUAUAUGUCGGCACAGAGCAUAUCCCGUGAUUGAGAAGCAAAGCGGUCAGGGUGGGAAGAUUAGUAUUCUAGCAUGCAAGUACCAUGGAUGGUCUUAUGGUCUAUCCGGCAAUCUCGCAAAGGCACCGCGUUUCGAGACGGUGGAGAACUUCGACCGGUCUCGAUAUUCGCUGUAUGGUGUUCAUGUGCGGACUGAUAGACUCGGCUUCGUCUGGGUUAAUCUCGAUGCUGCUGACCCACCAACAGUCGCUUGGGAAGAUCAUUUCGCAAAGGUUGACGAGCAGCCACGCCAGAAAGACUUUAGUAUGGAGGACUUUAAAUUUGACCAUGCAUGGGAGAUGGAGGGCGAGUACAACUGGAAGGCUAUGGUAGACAAUUAUAACGAGUGUUACCAUUGCACAACUGCACACCCAGGCAUUCUGGCAACCACAAAACUCGACACUUACGAUGUCAAGGGUAUCAGAGCCUGGAUUGAACACUAUUCGGAGCCGCUGGAUAGUGUUGAACACAAGUACGGAGUGCAGCCUACUUACUUCUUCCCCAACGCUGCCAUAUUGAUAUCCGAUGGGAUAACUUAUCUCACUCGGUUCGCACCAAACUCCGCAACCUCACUCAAGCUGGAAUAUGAGGUCUAUCGGCACAGAUCGUGCUCUGAUCAAGACUUCGAAACCAUGAAUCCCUUUUUCAAGCAGGUCGAAAAGGAGGAUCUCGAGCUCUGUAACGCGGUGCAGCGCAAUCUCAAUAUGGACACAUAUGUCAAGGGACCACUACAUCCGCACAACGAGAAGGGGGUCAUCUAUUUCAAGAAUCUUGUGAGGGAGUUCCUGCACAAACAUAUGGAGGAAGAGCAACAAGCUGGGCGAAAGAUCUAUCCCGCUCGGAGGGACGAUGACAGCCAAGAGAUCGCGGCUGAAGAGGCCUUCUGUCGCCUUGCCUGCGAUGGGAUCGGAGCAAAAGCAGUUCCCGAGUGGUAG